CACCUUGCAAGACUCAGACAUGAAUCAUUUCUGCAGCGACCACCAUCGUCGCCGUCGUCGUGCACUAUGUUAUCCACUACUUACUCAUCAGCUCGCCGGGUGUCAGCUCGUCGUCUACAAUGUCUUCCUCGCUCAUUAACCACCGACUCCACCACUUCUCACACCACCCUCCCUCCACCGCCUCCCCUCUCAAAGCCAGAGACAAGCAAGUCUCGUCAGUCACGAUUAUAUCCCCGCCCACGCCCAGCCGUUACCCAUCAGAGACAAGCACUUCCAACUCUUCCUGCAAGCUUCGGGCGGAACCAAGUCCUGCCAGUACCUGACUCCACUCGAGCCCUUCUAGAAGACAUCGUAGAGUCAUUUGAUGCGCCCAUUCGAUAUGCGUUUGCAUAUGGAUCUGGCGUUUUUGAGCAGGCUGGGUAUGCGAAGCAGAUGGACAAGGAAGAUAGGCCGAUGCUGGACUUCAUAUUUGCGGUGACACAUUCGGACCAUUGGCACUCUAUCAACAUGCAACAGCAUCCCGGUCAUUAUCCCCUACAUGCACGCGUGCUAGGAUCGUCGUUUGUCUCCAAGACGCAAGAGAUUAGUCCUGGACUUUGGUUCAACACAUUUGUGCCAAUGAAGGGGGUCACUAUCAAGUAUGGAGUGACGACCGUUGACACGCUCUGUGCCGACCUGCUUAACUGGCGCACACUUUAUCUCGCGGGGAGAAUGCACAAGCCUCUACGGAUCAUCAAAGACGAUGCACGCGUACGACUGACUCAGCAAGUCAACCUCACCUCCGCUCUCCGCACCGCCCUUCUCAUGCUCCCGGAAUCCUUCACGCAACGCGAACUAUUUUCAGCCGUAGCAGGGAUCAGUUAUUCUGGUGACCCUCGGAUGGUGCUUCCAGCUGAGAAUCGCGGAAAGGUGGAGAAUAUGGUUUCUCGUCAGGAGGACCAGUUUCGGGAGUUGUAUUGGAGGCUUGCGCAGGGCCUUCCUGGAGUUCGGUGGGCGGCGGGUUCGAAGAGCGUGGAGCAGGAUACCAGUCCGCAUGCGAGAGCAGCGCACCUUAAGAAAUUGCCGGAAGAGCUCUUGAGGCAUGUUCAUAGACGUGCCGAGGGGCGUGGUCCUCCUAGAGAAGCGGAUGAAAGCGCUUAUUGGCUUCGCAUCGCAGGCGACAAGGAGCUCCCCUCGAUUCUCGACUCGGAAAUAACCAAGAUCGUGCGGUACCCAGCAACUGUCCAGUCAUUAAAGGGCAUAGUAAGCGCCGGCGUGGCUAAGAGUACGCGAUACUCCAUAGCCAAGAUCAAUAAGUGGUGGAAAGGGACCUCUUUUUCCAGUUCGUCAUAGUGCGGCGCAUAUACUCAAGGUAACCCAGCAACUUCAUAAUGGUAAUACCACAUAUCUCCACUCCUACUCAACGACAUAGACCCCAUCCUAUCCUUUCAUCCGUCGAAACAGGAACAUCUGUAGCUUUAUGGUAUAGCUAAGUAUUACAGGAUUGUUUGUAAUGUACUUUGCCUAGUCGGGCUCACGAUCUUUGUGUUGAGGUAUAUAUUUAAUUGUCAAGAUCGCAUGUUUACCUCUUGAAGUCCACCACGCGCUGGAGCACGGUCGCUGGAAUCCCUCCCUUUGUUAUUGCAUGUUGAGAUCGGUAGUCGCGGUAGAUGCCGUGACACUAUCACGACCUUGACUGCACCGCGGCC
Suillus clintonianus is the source of this 1688-nucleotide messenger RNA. Its product is annotated as Mmp37-domain-containing protein. The coding region runs from base 67 to 1332 and encodes 421 amino acids. Gene Ontology annotation, cellular component: mitochondrion. NCBI's taxonomy places the organism in Eukaryota, Fungi, Basidiomycota, Agaricomycetes, Boletales, Suillaceae. Gene Ontology annotation, molecular function: phosphatidate cytidylyltransferase activity. The transcript is spliced from 3 exons. Gene Ontology annotation, biological process: cardiolipin biosynthetic process; CDP-diacylglycerol biosynthetic process. The record is from RefSeq and is a predicted model, not a curated record.